AUGACGCUGCGGGGCGACGGGCGGCGGCCCGACGAGAAGCUGCAGGGCGACGGGCGGCAGCCCGAAGAGAAGCUGCAGGGCGACGAGCGGCGGCCCGACGAGAAGCUGCAGGGCGACGGGCGGCGGCCCGACGAGGAGAAGAAGGGACUGGCAAGGGUAAUAGGAAGCCGGGGGGAGACGUUUCCCCGUGGGGGCUACAAGGGAGUGCCAGAUGGCUACGUCUAUCAGUGGCCACAUGCCAAGACUUGGCCGCAGCUCGCCAAGGGGAAAGGGAUGGCGACUGGUGGAGGUCAUGGGUCAGGCGGGAUGGAGCGGUGGAUGACAACCAAACUGACCUCGGUGCAGCUACGGCAGGCGAUCACGAAGCUGGUGGUCACCUGCGACCUCCCCUUCCGCAUCGUCGAGGCUGAGGCUUUUCGUGAGCUACUCAUCCUGCUAAACCGCAACUGCACGCAGAAGAACUUCAUCCCCUCGCGCUGGACAGUUUCCCACGACACAGUGGUCUAUGCGGCUGCCGCUCUUCAGUCAGCCAUUGCAGAGAUGCUGGCAAAGGAGGGGGAGCUGGGGUGCAGGGUGUCGUUCACCAUCGACAUGUGGACGGCGCCCAACAAUAGGGCGUGGCUAGUGGUAACGGGUCACUGGAUCGACGAGAAUUACCAGCUGCGCACAAUGGUGUUUGAAUUCCGCGAGAUUCACGGGCGUCACACGGGCAAGCAGAUGGCGAGGGUGGUUGAGGAGACUGUGGUGCAGUGGGGGUUGGAGACGCAUUGUCUUGGGUUCACCUCAGACAACGCCUCCAGCAACACUGCCGCUUUCAGGUGGAUGUCGGAGGAUGGUGGUGGCCAGUGCUUCUUCAACUCGCGCAUGCACUUCCGGUACGAAAGGGAGUGUGCGUAG
This is a messenger RNA of Closterium sp. NIES-65, 897 nucleotides long. The record is from the annotation of a GenBank genome assembly. NCBI's taxonomy places the organism in Eukaryota, Viridiplantae, Streptophyta, Zygnematophyceae, Desmidiales, Closteriaceae.